Nasonia vitripennis (jewel wasp) is the source of this 9549-nucleotide messenger RNA. It is a transcript of the gene gek, whose product is annotated as genghis khan. Lineage: Eukaryota; Metazoa; Arthropoda; Insecta; Hymenoptera; Pteromalidae. The record is from RefSeq and is a predicted model, not a curated record. Gene Ontology annotation, molecular function: ATP binding; protein serine/threonine kinase activity. Gene Ontology annotation, cellular component: cytoskeleton; cytoplasm. The coding region runs from base 453 to 5846 and encodes 1797 amino acids. The transcript has 28 exons. Gene Ontology annotation, biological process: peptidyl-threonine phosphorylation; actomyosin structure organization.
CUCGAAUCUCGUCCCGCAGAGAGUAAGUAUACGUAUACAAUAGUAGCUACAGCGACUCACGCGAGCGCGCGAGCGAGAGAGACUGACACGGGGAUGCGAUGACGAUGCGGUGGUGCGAGUGCGCGAGUGCCUAGUAUAUCCACACACACCAUACACGCCUGUAUUCAGUUGCGAGUAGCUAAUAGCUGCAGCUCAGGGGAUAUGCAGCUGCAGCGGAACACGGCGGCUGCAGCAGCGGACCGUCCGCGUCGCGCACCGCCAGGACGGCCGAGACGGCACUAGCUGCUGUUCCCCUUCUAUACCUACUCUCAGCGCCGCCGUAUCUACUCUACACUCUGCAUUCCCGAGAAAGCAGCGUACACACGUAUGAGUGCAGCCCGGGACACGCUACAAGCAUUUUCAUAAUUCAGUGAUGAGGUGGUAUCCUAGAAAAUUCAGAAAUAUUUACAAAGAUGACAGAAGUAUCAUCAAAAGAACGUGUUGAGGGUUUACCCAACACACCAGCAAUCAUGGCGGAUACACUACAUCAUUUUGGUAAUCCUCCACCCGACAUCAUGCCCAAGUGUCUAGCGAUCAAUGGCGUAGGGGCUAGGCUACGCCAGCUAGAGGCCCUGUUUGUUGGUGGUCCCGUACAGGGUGGAAGAAUGGGCCACAGUUUCUCUAUUGAAACACUGAUCGACAUUUUGUUAGUUUUAUACGACGAGUGCUGCAAUUCUUCUCUAAGACGUGAAAAGACUGUUUCGGAUUUCAUCGAAUUUGUGAAGCCUGUAGCAACCUGUAUAAAGAGUCUACAGUUGGCUCGCGAGGAUUUCGAAAUUGUUAAAGUUAUUGGGCGGGGUGCGUUCGGCGAGGUAUGCGUGGUCAGGAUGCGUGGCUCAGAUAAGGUGUUUGCCAUGAAAAUUUUGAACAAGUGGGAGAUGUUGAAACGCGCCGAGACAGCUUGCUUCAGGGAGGAGCGGGAUGUGCUGGUUUAUGGUGACAGAAGGUGGAUAACAAACCUUCACUAUGCCUUUCAGGAUGACAAUAAUCUGUACCUGGUCAUGGAUUACUAUUGUGGCGGCGACUUGUUAACUUUACUCAGCAAGUUUGAAGACAGGCUUCCAGAAGAUAUGGCUCGUUUUUACAUAGCUGAGAUGGUGCUUGCAAUUGGGUCUAUACACGAUUUACGAUAUGUACACAGGGAUAUAAAGCCCGACAAUGUUCUACUAGAUGCCAAUGGACACAUACGUUUAGCUGAUUUCGGGUCUUGCCUUCGAUUAUUUGAAGACGGCACUGUGCAGAGUAAUGUGGCUGUUGGUACUCCAGACUAUAUCUCGCCUGAAAUUCUCAGGGCAAUGGAGGAUGGGCAAGGCAGAUAUGGUCCAGAAUGUGAUUGGUGGUCCUUAGGAGUUUGUAUGUAUGAAAUGCUUUAUGGCGAAACACCUUUUUAUGCUGAAUCUCUAGUCGAAACGUAUGGAAAAAUUAUGAAUCAUAAGAAUUGCUUCGAUUUCCCUACUGAUGACAUUUACGACGUUUCCGAAGAGGCUAAGGAUCUCAUGCGAAAAUUGAUCUGCAGUUCAGAAUUUAGAUUAGGACAAAAUGGAAUUGAAGAUUUUAAGAAACACCCAUGGUUUGAAGGAGUAAACUGGGACACUAUAAGGGAUAGUACUGCGCCUUACAUUCCCGAGGUUUCCUCACCAACUGAUACUUCUAAUUUCGACGUAGACGAUACCGACGUACGUAGCUCAGAUGCCGUACCUCCUUCAGCUAAUUCUGCUUUUUCUGCGUUACAUCUUCCCUUUGUCGGAUUCAGUUUCACUCAAGGGAGUUGUAUAUCGGAUUUGAGUACCUUACCAAGUUACUCUCAAAAAGACAAAAACUUAAAGAUGCUCGAGGAAGAGAAUGCGCAGUUGGCACAAACAGUCGCCGAGUUAAAAAAUCAAGUGAGCGCCAGUCAUACGUCACCGACGGUAUCGCCCGACUCAAACAAUGCAACGAGAAAACUUCAAGAUGAAAUAAAUACGCUUACUAAAAGAAAUUGCGAACUAGAAUCUCAACUAAAAUCAUUAGAGGUGCCCCGGGAACUGCGUGCGAUAGAGGGUGGUGACUUGACAAAAAUACGUGAACUGGAAAAAUUAGUGCGUACCCUUCGUUCCGAAAAAGACGAAGCAGUAAAGGAUAAGCAAGAUGCUUUGGAGAGGUUGAAGCUUCAGGACAAAGAACUAAAGGACGCUCUUGCACAGAGGAAAUUAGCCAUGGAAGAGUAUACGGAGGUAACGGACAAACUAUCCGAAUUGCGUCAACAGAAACAGAAACUUUCGCGGCAAGUGCGUGACAAAGAGGAGGAACUUGAAGUGGUGAUGCAGAAGGUGGACAGUCUGCGACACGACAUUCGCAAAGCUGAGAAGUUAAGACGGGAGUUAGAGGGACGAGUAGAGGAGGCGAUGGCCGAGACGAGCAAGGAGCGUAAGUUGCGCGAGCGCAGCGAGGAAUACUGUAAGCAGAUGCAGGAGGAGACGGAAAAGAUCAGACAACGCUCAAUAGGAAAUGACACCAGUGCGAAUCAUGCUCUUGCUACGCAAGAAAUCAAUCGGCUCAAAGCGGAGGUUGAAAAGCUCGAGGUCCAGUACAACGAGAAUCUUAAUCAGCAACAGAGCAGGUACAACCUGGAGUUACGCAGUCUGCAAGAACAGUUGCUCGAAGCGGAGACUCGACGCGAGCUACUCGAGCGAGAAGUACAGCUGACAAAGGAAAAACUGGACAACGCGCGAAUGGAGAAUAUCACGGACAGCGAGGAGACGAUAAACGAACUCAGCCGCAGGUACGAGCGCGAGAAGAUGAUGCUCGCGGAAGAGAACAAGAAACUGAUGCUGGAACUGGGCUCGGUGACGGACAGUGUAAACCGGAUACAAAGCGAAAGACGACAGCUGGAAGAUGAAUACGAGGAACUGAGGAACAAAAAGGAAGCAAUCGCGCAAUGGGAAGCACAGAUCACCGAAAUCAUUCAGUGGGUUUCCGACGAGAAGGACGCUAGAGGAUACCUACAGGCUCUGGCGACAAAGAUGACUGAGGAACUCGAGUUCCUAAAGCACUCCGGAGGUGCUGGUGGUGUUGGUGGCGGUUCGACCAUCACUGACAAGAACUGGCGAAACCGCCGAUCGCAAAAGCUCGACAAAAUGGAACUGCUUAAUCUACAAAGCUCCCUUCAAAGUGAAAUCCAAGCGAAACAACAAAUAUCAGAGGAAUUAACAAAGACCCGUUCAGAUCUCAUAGCAGCGCAAAAAGAACUACGAGACUUUGGACAGCGCCUGGAUUCAAUGUCGCACGAAAUGAAGCGCAAGGAAAUACAGAUAAAAGAUCUUCAAAGCCGCCUAGAUUCCGGCGACGGCUUUUUGGAAAGGCCGACCUCGCAGAUGUCCUAUCUGGAGCACUUCCUCAAGGAGACGGCGGGCAACGCGCGCCACGGCAGCGUCGACAGCGUCGAGGGCGACAUCGAGGACAACCGCGCGCCCAGCAUCGCCAGCAGCAAGAGCAACCUUUCCGAACUUAGCAUCGAUCCAACCUCUCCACUGUCCCACGAGCUCUUGAACAAAUCAUCCGCGAUAUCCCAAGGCCACGCGAAUCUGCAACCAAAGCCAAAGUCGCAUCAGUUCCUGGUGCGAACGUUCACCAAUCCGACGAAGUGUAACCACUGUACCUCCCUCAUGGUCGGUGUCAUCAGGCAGGGCGUCGUCUGCGAGGUCUGCGGCUUCGCCUGUCACGUCCAGUGCUGCGACAAGGUGCCCUCUGUUUGCCCUGUUCCUCACGACCAGACGAAACGGCCACUGGGUAUCGACCCGACGCGCGGUAUCGGCACGGCCUACGAGGGUUACGUAAAGGUGCCGAAAAUGGGUGGCGUGAAGAAGGGCUGGGUACGCCAGUUCGUCGUUGUCUGCGACUUCAAAUUAUUCCUCUACGAUCUGUCGGAUCGCAACGCCAUGGCCUCGGUCUAUGUGUCGCAGGUCCUCGACAUGCGGGACGAGGAGUUCAGCGUCAGCUCGGUCCGUGAUUCCGACGUCAUACACGCCACCAAGAAGGACAUUCCCUGUAUAUUUAGGAUAACAACAUCUUUGUUGGAACCACCUGGUUUGCGGAAUCACACGUUAAUGCUUGCCGAUACUGAGAGUGAAAAAACUAAAUGGGUAGUGGCCUUGAGCGAACUCCACCGGAUUUUGAAAAGGAAUAAUCUCCCUAAUACUACCAUAUUCCGUGCGAAAGAAUUGUUGGACAACACGUUGACACUUAUCGUCAUAAAAAAUGUGCUGUCCGGGGCAAUUAUCGAUCCAGAUCGUCUAGUCAUUGGCACUGAGGAAGGCCUGUAUUGUUUAGAUUUAGAUCGUAAUGAAAUUGCGAGGGUUGGCGAAGGUAAGAAAAUUCAUUUGUUAGAGUACGUAACGGAGGAACAGUUGAUCGUUGUACUUAGCGGCAAACAGCGACAUGUACGUCUGGUGCCGGUGCGCGCAUUAGACGGCGACGAGGUCGAGUGGAUCAAAGUUGCCGAGACCAAGGGCUGUAUCACGCUCACGACCGGUGUCAUGCGACGCAACCCUUUGACUUACUGCCUCUGUGUGGCUAUUAAAAAACAGAAUGCUUCUCAAGUCAUCAUAUACGAAAUAACGCGUACAAAGGCACGACACAAACGUGUGCGUGAGCUCAUGCUGCCUUGUCAUGCACAAACACUGCAGGUCUUGGCAGAAGGACGUCUCUGUGUCGGAUAUCCCUCUGGAUUUUCGAUAUACAGUCUUUUAGGGGAACUUCACCCUAUUUCCUUGGUCCACCCUGAAAACGCACUUUUAAAUCUACUGACAUACAACGCAUUAGAUGCAUUUAGAUGUAUUGAACUGCAGAGCGGAGAAUUCCUACUAGCAUUUUAUUCGUUAGCCGUAUAUGUAGACAGUCAAGGUAGAAAGAGUCGAGACAGAGAAAUCAUGUAUACAGCAUAUCCUACGGCAGUCAGCUAUUGCGAGGGCUAUCUGUUGGUUUAUAGUGAUACGCACAUCGACGUAUUUGAUUGUCAGGCAGGUGAUUGGCUGCAAACACUCAACGUUAAAAAGGCCAAGCCUCUUAAUACAUCGGGUUCACUUACGACCUGCAUAAUCAACGAUAUGCCACAUGUUAUUUAUUUAAGUAAUUUACACCAACGUGAAUUGUUGAAUCUGGCGACGCUUGAUGCGACCGGCAGACCGAUAGCUAGAACGCGAAGGAAGUUCUCAUUGCGAGAAGGUAAUCGAGCUGUACGCCCGACAGAUCGACGCUCGAAAAUGAUAUCGGCCCCAACGAAUUUCAACCAUAUUACUCACAUGGGUCCUGGCAAUGGUAUUCAAAUUCAACGAUUACUAGAUUUGCCAACAACUUUGGAAACAGCUGACCAGCAGCAAUAUUCUGGAUCGCAUUCAAGCGCCCAUUUUCAUAGUCAACAGCAACAACAACGAGUAUACAGCUCAGCAGUACAACCACCAAACAAGCCAGCACCACUGCCACCGAGACAUCCACCUUCAGAUACCAGACGAUUAAGCUCACACAUGACUAGAAAUUCAGGAUUUUCGCCACAUAAUGGUUCAACAUCAUCAAGAAGAGGACCAGCACCUCCAAGACCAACUGCUACACCGCCUUCGUUGCCACGGUCUCCAGUGGAUCAAGUUGAUUCAGAAUCUUUACAUUUACGAUCGCACACGCCUCAUUCUCUUGGAAGUAUUGCUUCAUUACAAGAUAAGGAGCACGUGUCGGGAGGCAGUCCGCGACACUCGAUAGCCUCGAACAACAGCUCGAAUCCAUCGACACCACCCAGUCCUGCGCACGACCACGGAUCAUCAUCAUAUGACUCUUAAAAGCGCGAUGAGACAAAAACUGUGCUACUGGCCUAAAAAAAUUGAACUUUUUCACGCAGGCUGCUUGAAGAAACACAAGAAUUACAUACGUUUUACACUAAAAAAGAGUAUGCGUGCGCGCAUACGUAAAUAUAUAGCGACAAGCACUCGAACGAUUACGAGAAGAAAAUAAUGAGAUAUUUAUAUCCGUGGUAACGUUUUCUUAGAGGAUGACUUAUAUAUUGCGUUAUAUACACGAUCUUUUACCCGAAAAGUUACCAUAAGAAUUUUUUGACCUUGUAUGUACAGUCUUGAUACAUAUUUUUAAUUAGAUGAGAAAGUGAAGUUGUAGUUGCGAAUGUAACGAAGAUACUAUAUUGCCUAUAUAUAGUAUAUAUAUGGUGUAUAUGUAUAUAUAUAUAUAUAUACACACACACAAACAUAUACUGCAUAUAAGCAUGUAUCGUCUGUACCAUUUUUGAGCGUGCCGUUUUUUUCUAUAACGUUUUAACAAUACAACAAAAAAUAAAAAUAAUAAAAAUGAGAGACUGGCUUCGCUUAGAGGCGAACGAACGGUUUUUGUAAAUUUUUUCAUCUCAUUUCUGUUCACUAACCAUUUUACACCCUUUAUUAUUGAGAGAAUGUAAAAAUGGUAUACAUUAGAAAAAAAAUAUAUAUAUAUUAUAAUUAUAAAGUCGAUUACCUUGCGAAUUAUUUUCUCUACUUUUUUUAGUACAGUAUAAAUAUAUGUUAAUUUAAGAAAAGAAAUUAAGUCGGAUAAUAAUAUAGAUUUUUGGGUGUUUAAUUCAAAUAGUAUUAUAUUAUCGUAUAUUUAUAUAUAUGUUCAACUCCCGAGCUUUAGAUAAUGAAAGUGGUUGCAAUGAUCAGUUUUAAUAUUUUUUUCGCGCUCGAGUGUAAAAUAUAAUAAUUGUAAGAAUAUGAGUUUAAAGGUUUAUUAUGUGGCACGACGAUGAAUUGUAUAUAAGUUAUAUAUUUAAAGUAUGCGAAAUAAUGAUGGGAACGAUUAUUGUAUCGAUAUAAUUAUCAUUACCUCCUCCUCGUUUCAAAUAAUUUAUUUUCUAUUUUCUUUCGCGUGCGCUCUAUGCAGAAAUGAGCGGUGAUUGGCCAAUAAUUGGCUAUACGAGUACAAUACGAGUAUGCAAAUUGAAUGGCAAAAAAUGUGAAAGAAUCCCAGUCAAAUUACUUAGCAAUAAAUUAUCUACUUAAUCUACUCAUUCGGCUUUGAGCUAUGAAGGUAUCAUACACGUAGCCUUUGACGAUAUCUAGCGAAAGAUUAAAGAAAAAUUGUAUAUUACUUUUUCAAGGUAUGACAAAGAUAUCUAUUUGCAUUAAAAAGUGGGAAAAAAGAAAAGAAAUAAACACGAAAUAACAGAAAAAAAUAAAACUACGACAUAUUGGAUCAUGUGUGUAACACCAGUCAAAAUUAAUCAGUAUAGUGAGAUCACACACGUCAUAAUUUUUAUGUAAUUGUAUUAAUUAGUUUACAUUGUGCAAUGUUUAUCAAAAGUUCAUGCGCUGACAAUACAUGACAUAAAAAUCAAUAGAUUUACUUUAAUUAUCUAGAGUUUUACCAUUAUAUGCGUUUUUUCUUUUUUUUUCUUCGCAAAUGAUAAAAGAAAAACAAGUGAUAGGAUGCAUCAUCAUUUUUUUAUAAUAUAUAUAUGUAUGAUUUUGUAGUGAGAAAAAGAUAAUAUAAAUCCAAUGUGCAAAUAGAUUUUAUAUUGGACACAGGAACUUUUAUAAAGUAUAGCAAUUGUGUAAUGAACGAGAUAUUUGAAUAAGUUUUUUUUUAUUCGAUUCAUCAAAGAAAAAUGCAAUAAAAAUCAUGGAAAUUUAUCGGUAGUAUAAUUACCAAAAUUGUACCUGUGUCCAACAAUAUUUUUAAGUUAUUCGUUUGUUCUUUUUUUUAAUUUUUUUAUUGAAAAUGUGCCGUAAUACAUAAUGCUUUGUAUCAUUUUUUCAUUUUAUGUACUUUUGGCAUAAUAAUCACUGGGAUGUUCGUUAAUUUUUAUUAUGUGAAUUAUUAUUUAUCACUUUUGUAUUGUUUUUUUAAUAUUCAACAAGACAACAUUGUGCAAACCAUACCUUUUUGAAUAGAUCAAGCAAUACUGUGCAAAUUUUAUAAUUACCGAUUUAUGUAGAACAGGUAUGCAACGUAGGCAUAAUAGAAAUUUGAGAAUACAGUUGUAAGAGAGAAACGUAUGCAGUAUACAAAUUAUAAUGGAAUCGUAGAGAGAGAACGUUAUUGUAUGAAAAAUGUAUCAAUCACCAGCAUGUUGCUACGCAUAAUAUCGAAGGCAAAUUAAUAAAAGGAUACAAAGAAAUAUUCUAGAAUUAUCAUUGGUUAUAUAAUAUAUAUACGACAAAUCCAACCUGAAAACAUUCAAAGUUCAUGUUAUCAAGUACUUAUCCGGUCGGAUUUGUGCUCCAAUCUAUCUUCCGUCAUUGUUAUUAUAUGCGAGGGUUCUAAAAUCAAAAAUAAAAGGUAUCUGGACGGUAUCACUGUACAUCUUAUGUCGAUUUUGUCAAUUUCACAAAGUCAAUUUGCCAUUCAUAUUUAAAGAACUAUAUAUAAGCAAUUUAAUGUUCAUUUAUAAAAGCAAACGUUGAAGUCGAUUUGUAAAUAAUUAAUCGUAAACAAAACAUUUUCUUUGACUUAAAGACUAUAUCAAGUGCUUAUUUAAAAAAAAAACAACAGAUAAAAUAAAAAACUAUGAUUUUUUACUUGAUUUUAGAUCCCUUAUUGCUAUAUAGAGUGUGUCUAAUCCUGUACACUUGAGUAUCAAAGGAUACGAUGUUACAAAAAUACUUAUAAUAGUAAUUAUAAUAAUAAUAAUUUAUGAUUCACUGUAAAAACUACACUACCAUAUGAUUAUUGUAAUAAUUAUACUUUUGCAUCUUUCCGUUAGGAUAAAGUCGCGUGCAGAUCUUGAAAUAAAAGGAAAUGAUGAAUUGUAUACAAGAAUCAAUGUAUUUUUGUUGUCACAACGUUGCGAGUCAACUCGAUGAUUUUUUUCUUUCUUCUUUACGACCUAUAGUUAAGUGAAAUUAUUUUGCCUUUGUAUGCGCUGCAUAACUAGAACCUUUACUAUUUUGCAUUUUCUUCCGUCUUUUCAUAAACCUCUAGAUUAUAGUAUAAAGCCUUAUAUUAUUGAUUGUGCAAACGCGAUAAAAAGCGAAAAAUUUAUAUUUGUGCAUUGCUUGCAAAAUAUGCAUUGCAUGAAAGGAGAAAUAAUGUAUUGCGCCUUUGUCGACAAUUCUGUUGAAUAUUUUGCACGUGAUUUUUUUAAAAUCAUGCGAAUACGUUUGUUCAUGAUAUGAAAUAUAAAGGAGAAAAAGUAAAUAAACAUAUGUAUAAGGGAAACAUUAUAGUCAAUCGGGUCAAUUUUGCAUUUACUACUUAAAACGAAAACGAGAAGAAAACCCAAAAUGAGAAAUGCGUGCAAUUUAAUGAAAUACUGCGGUCUUCGGCAUUUUAUAUGACGUAGUGGAGAUGUUUAAGUCACUUUCCACGCAUUUGAGAGGUAGAAAACGUAUCAUAAACGAAAUAUUUAACGGGACGUUUCGACAACAAUAAGAAAAAAUUACAUAGAGCUUUAUUUGUAAUGUCUUGUAAUCGUAUUUACAAGAACUAUAACGAUGUAUCUAAACUGAUUAUAAAAAAAUAGCUAAAAUAAUAAAAACGCAAAGUUGAUUUCUUUUA